Nelumbo nucifera (sacred lotus) is the source of this 2421-nucleotide messenger RNA. Its product is annotated as methyltransferase, putative (DUF21). The record is from RefSeq and is a predicted model, not a curated record. NCBI's taxonomy places the organism in Eukaryota, Viridiplantae, Streptophyta, Magnoliopsida, Proteales, Nelumbonaceae. Gene Ontology annotation, cellular component: cytoplasm. Gene Ontology annotation, biological process: intracellular manganese ion homeostasis; magnesium ion homeostasis.
GAAAAGUAAUUUAGCCAGAAAGGUUUUGAUGCAUUUGGUUUGGCUGUUCCAGUUGCAGUGGGGACCUAAGAAUGAGCAUCGGCAUAACUACAACAUUCUCAGACACGGAACUUCCCCAGUAGAAAUGAGUGGUUCCGGAGCAGGAGCAGGAGCAGGACUCGACUUCACUUUAUAAUUUCCACCUAAUCGAUUGUCUGCAUAAACUUAACUGACGAGCGCGAGCGAGCUUCAUCACGUUUGAUUUAUGGUUCUGCGUAGGUCGGAUCGGAUAGAGUGAAAUUACACCGUUAUUGGGGCCCCUUUGAUUUUCUCCCAGAAUAAGAAUCUGAUCAUCGAAAAAUUAUAAAUAUCAAAUUGAAGAAAGAGAAAGACGGAUUGUAAAUUUGCAGUGGAGAAGAAAACUAGAAGAGAAAUCGAACGAGAGGGAAAGGAAGAGGUAACAAUGGCAGCGGAUGUACCAUGUUGCGGGACGAAGUUCUCAGUAUACGUGCUUGUGAUCGUAGGAUUGGUUUGCUUCGCCGGUCUGAUGGCAGGUCUUACCCUCGGUCUCAUGUCUCUCGGCCUUGUCGACCUUGAAGUCCUCAUCAAAUCCGGCCGCCCUCAAGACCGCAUCCACGCCGCAAAAAUAUUUCCAGUGGUAAAGAAUCAACAUCUAUUACUGUGUACACUGUUGAUUGGGAACUCUUUAGCGAUGGAGUCUCUUCCAAUUUUCUUGGACAAGCUUGUAGCUCCUUGGGCAGCAAUACUGAUUUCAGUCACCUUGAUCCUCAUGUUUGGAGAGAUAUUGCCACAGGCUGUCUGUUCUCGAUAUGGCAUGACAGUGGGAGCAACAAUGGCACCCCUUGUUCGUGUUCUGCUUUUUCUGUUCUUCCCUGUUGCUUAUCCAAUCAGUAAGGUGCUAGAUUGGAUGUUGGGCAAGGGACACGCUGUCCUUCUACGAAGAGCAGAACUUAAAACAUUUGUGAAUUUUCAUGGAAAUGAGGCUGGAAAAGGUGGUGACUUGACACAUGAUGAGACUACUAUCAUUGCUGGUGCCCUUGAGUUGACAGAAAAGACUGCAAAAGAUGCUAUGACCCCCAUAUCUAAAGCAUUUUCUCUUGAUCUGGAUGGCAUUCUUGACUUGGAGACACUAAAUGCAAUAAUGACAAAGGGUCAUAGUAGAGUUCCUGUUUAUGCUGGAAAUUCAACUAAUAUAAUUGGUAUUAUCCUGGUGAAAAAUCUGCUAACAGUUGAUCCAAAAGAUGCAGUUCCUAUAAGAAAAAUGACCAUAAGGAAAAUCCCUAGGGUUUCAGAAAACAUGCCUCUUUAUGAUAUUCUGAAUGAAUUUCAGAAGGGUCACAGCCACAUAGCUGUUGUUGUAAAGGGUCUCAAUGAAACAAAGGAGACGCCGAGGAAAACUAAAGAGGUGCAACACAUGGAGAGUAAGCUGAACACAAGGAAAAAGAGUGCCCAAUCCAAUGCAACAACAGUAGAGGAAGAACAUGACAAGGUGGGCUCUUCUUCUGGGACCCAGGAUGUGGGGACUAAAUCAGAGAUGUGUGAUCCUCACAUAGCUCCCAAAAGGAAGGAUGGAGAUCAGCAGUUACGAAAUCGUCCUGCCGCUUCAUCUGGGUUGAUGAAAGGACAUAGAGGUUGUUCAUAUUGCAUUUUGGAUGUUGAGAAUGCUCCUAUUCCAGUGUUCCUGCGCAACCAAGAGGUUGUGGGUGUAAUUACAAUGGAGGAUGUGAUUGAAGAACUUCUACAGGAGGAGAUAUUGGAUGAAACUGAUGAAUAUAUAAAUAUCCACAACAGGAUAAAGAUCAAUAUGCAAUCAUCUCAGGGAAGGGCUCCCAACUCAAACUCUCCAUUGCCAACUCCUACUUUAUCAUCAGUCAUGUGCACCCCGACACCAACUUCACCAGUGUCCAUGGGAGAAAACCACACCCAGCAUUCUCCUGUCUCCCCUUACAUAUUGGCUCCAGGACCCACACCUACACUUUCAGUGUCUGCAGGCACCUCCAUAUCAGGUUCACCUAUCACAAACGAGACUCCAAGGUUAUGAAGGGGGGACUGGCAAUUAAGGAGACCCCUUAGUUUUGACAUUGGUUUCUAUGUUGUAUUUUAUCAAUUGAUUAAGAUGGAAAAACUUGUAUGCAUGCUGCUCUAAAUGUGCUCAGGUGCAACAAUAUUGAACGUUUCUAUAUGUUCCACUGCUCAACUUAUAAAAUGGUUGUAACAGAAACGCACAUUGGAACCCCAGGGAUAUUUUUCUCCAUGAAAAGAUUGCUUAGCGUAUCUGAGCCUUUAUGACUGCAUAAUAUACAUUUAAAGGAUCGUGACGAAUUGUUAUAUGUAUCAAAGUGACGUAUUGUUAUGUGUAUCAAAACUCAGAAUGUUCAUACGAGUUUCAAUUAUCUAGUUUGGCAUAUAUUUUAAGUUGCA